GUCCCGGAGGAUGCGUGCCGUGGCAAGAAUGGCGGGCGUGCGCGCCGGGCCCCGGGCCACCGGCCGCUGAUGGAGUUGGCCGACGAGCCGCCCGAGGCGCUGACGGCCGGCGACCCCUGGCAGCGCGCCUUCCACAUCCUGGUGCGCGAGUAUGUGGUCACCUUCCUGCUGUUCGUACUGCUGCUGGCGCUGGCGUACGGCCUGGUGCAGCGGUACGCGCGGCGCGAGCAGGCCGAGUACGCCGUGCGUGAUGACGAGGAGGCGACCGUACACCGCACCGCGCUGCUGCUCUGCACGUUCUCGCUGGCGCUGGCUGGCGGCGCCGCCCUGCUGCUGCCCAUCUCGAUCACGGCCAACGAGAUCCUGCUCUACUACCCGGACUCGUACUACAUGCAGUGGCUCAACAGCUCGCUGAUACAGGGCAUCUGGAAGUACAUCUUCCUGCUGUCCAACCUGUCGCUGUUCGUGCUGCUGCCGUUCGCGUACCUGUUCACCGAGUCGGAGGGCUUCGCCGGCGCACGCAAGGGGCUCCUCUCGCGCGUCUACGAGACGUUCACCGUGCUCUCCCUGCUCGCCGUCCUCGUCGUCGGCAUCGCGUACGUGCUGUCGGCCUUCCUGGACGGCGAGAGCGGCCGGCGCAGCCUCUUCGGCGUGCUGCUGCUGCUGCUCUGCACGCCGCUCGGCUUCGCCCGCCUCUUCGACCUGGUGGGCCGGCUGCUGGUGCGGCCGCAUCUCAUGGACGACCGUGGAGGAGCGCGGAACCUCGGCUACCCGCUGGUGAUGCUGGCGCUGCUGGCGCUGACGGCCGCCGCCGAGUUCAUGGUGCUGCGGAACUCGGUGGAGCUGCUGGUCGGCGUCAAGGCGCUACCACUCAGCACGCAGCAGAUCGUGCUCAUCGGCUACUUCCUGCUGACCUCGCUGGUCGGCUUCUACUCGCUGCCGGCGUUUAGUCGGCUACGGCCGGCGGUGGCCGACACCCCGCUGCCGGCGCUGAUCGCCAACUGCGCCGUCAUGCUGGUCAUCUCGUCGGCGCUGCCGCUGCUCAUCCGCACGCUCGGCAUCACCAACUUUGACCUGCUCGGACACUACGGCAAGGUGCGCUGGCUGGGCGACUUCUACAUCGUCUUCUUCUACAACAUCGUGUUCGCCGUGGCGUCGGCGCUGUGCCUGGUGAACAAGUUCACGGCGUCGGUGCGGCAGGCGCUGUUCCGGCGGCUGGCGGCGCUGCGGCGGAGCCUGCAGGCCGACCGGCCGCUCACUCACAACAUUUCUACAGGUCCUGAUGUCAAGCCUGAUGUCAGGCCGGAUCCGCUGGCGUUGUCACCGUCGCCAGUGGAUGUCUUCACCCCGGUCGGUGGUCCGGCUGAGUUGUUGGACGCUCCUAACGAUAUCAAGCCUGAUCCGUUGGCAUUGUCGGCUCCAUAUCUGCGUCUACUGAAAGCGGCUAAUGGCUUCUCAUCUCGUACGACAGAUGCUACUUGGUUCUGCUGUGAAUACUGCAAUUUCCAGUGUUUCGAUCCAGGUGGUCUCUCGGAGCACGUUAAGUGCCAGCAUCAAGAGAAGUCGCUGGACUCGGCUUUGCCGGACCGAAGGCUCGUUUCAAACAACCAACGCGUUCAGGCUCCCACUGACAAGCCUGGCCUCUUGACGAGGCCGUUCAGAUGUCACGUGUGCAACGCUCCGUUUACGCGAAGCGAUAGCCUCGCGUUGCAUGUUCGGAUCCACACAAACCAGAGCACAUGUGGUUUUACGGAACGUAGACGGACGCGCACCGGCGAGAAGCCGUUUCCUUGUGAGCUCUGUGGGCGGUCGUUUCGGCGCAGAGGCACCCUCGCGCGUCACCGUCUCACCCACACCGGUGAGAAUUCGUUCAGAUGUGAGAUCUGUGGAAAGUCGUUUGUUUCAGGCGGCAGCCUUACGCUGCAUACUCGGACUCACGCCGGUGAGAAGCCGUUCGGUUGUGGAGUAUGCGGGAAAGCGUACAGUCAGCGUGGAAGCCUUAGGUAUCACCUCCGGACUCACACAGGUGAAAAACCGUUCAGCUGCGAAAUUUGUGGGCGGUCGUUCAUUCAAAGGAGCCACGUUACCAACCACCUCCGGACACACUCAGGGGAGAAGCCGGUGAGUUGCGAACUCUGCGGGCGGUCGUUCUCGCAAAAGGCGGACCUCAUUUCCCACCUCCGCACUCACACAGGUGAAAAGCCGUUCAGUUGCGAAGUCUGUGGUAAGUCGUUCAGGCAGAGCAGUGGCCUUAGAUGUCACCGCCGGACCCACACCGCUGAGGAAUCGUUCAGUUGUGAGGUUUGUGGGAAGACGUUUAGUCAAAGCAACAGCCUGAGGGUGCACGUGUGUUCACAUCGGUGAAAAUUCUUACUGAUGUCAUAACACGCGCUCGGGAGGAGGUUCGGCCAAUUCCCCCCCGUUGCCUAAAAUAACCUCCGAACGGUGCAGCAUAGCGGCGCCUAACCUUUUCAUGGCCGGAUCCAAUUAAACAGGCCGAUCAGGUUAGAACCAGUCACCAGUGUGACUGGUGCAACACCAGUGGUAUUUUGCAUAGUACAAAUAUUUCUGUUGGGAUGGUCGCAUGGGGAGGUCUUGGGAUUUCCGGGCAUUGUUCCGUAGUUUGGCCUGGUUUGACCUUACUUAACUUUGGGGUCAUGACCUAGGGGCUAAGUUUGGCGCAAGUGAGCUCUCAUGCGGAGUUAUCUACGUUGUGAUUUUGGUGUCUCUAACUUUUGUAGUUUUUUUUAGAUCUCAGGGGGUCAAAUUGAAACCUCCCCCACCUGAGCGGCGUCCCAUUUAGCCGGCCACCCGGGCGUGUGUCAGCGGCGGAAAACUUCUGGCCACAACGAGUGAUAUGCACGCUCACAUUCGUGGCCACUUGGUUCAGAACGCUGCUCGUGGAGCGUGUCAUAACACAUCCCUGCAAAGAAAUGUGAUCGUUUGUGAAAUGUGCGGUGAAUCGUUUGACGUGAAAUAGUCACAUUCAGUUACGCUUCAAGGCACCUGAGUGGGUUUUCGUUCGUGGUGUUUUAAAAGCCGUUUUUGUACAAUGCGCUUUGCAUGUCCAUGGCUCCCGCAGCGCGUGUGGUGCGUGUCUGCGUGGUCCGCCAGAAAUAAAAUAAAACCUGUCGUUGA
This is a messenger RNA of Pollicipes pollicipes, 3138 nucleotides long. RefSeq lists its product as uncharacterized. Bases 70 to 2364 code for a protein of 764 amino acids. The record is from RefSeq and is a predicted model, not a curated record. The transcript is spliced from 8 exons. Gene Ontology annotation, molecular function: transmembrane signaling receptor activity. Gene Ontology annotation, biological process: signal transduction. Gene Ontology annotation, cellular component: plasma membrane. Lineage: Eukaryota; Metazoa; Arthropoda; Thecostraca; Pollicipedomorpha; Pollicipedidae.